Aspergillus ibericus CBS 121593 is the source of this 898-nucleotide messenger RNA. RefSeq lists its product as uncharacterized. Bases 260 to 721 code for a protein of 153 amino acids. NCBI's taxonomy places the organism in Eukaryota, Fungi, Ascomycota, Eurotiomycetes, Eurotiales, Aspergillaceae. The transcript has a single exon. The record is from RefSeq and is a predicted model, not a curated record.
CCGUCCUGUUGAUAUGCCUGCACCUACCUGAGGUCGGGGCCAUGGCAGUGGGUCGCUUGUAAAGUUACUCUUAGAACUAGACACUUAACCUGGUGGCUGAGUUUAGGUGCAGCUGGAGGUGUACGAAGCACCGAAAGAACACGAGUGCUGUGAAAUACAAGGUCUGCACUCCCUGUUCUACGGCACGUUCAGGCUAGCGAACAGGAAAACAGUCAAACCUAUAGGGGAAAGCCAGAGUAAAGACAAAGGCGGUUCCAGUAUGACCGCUACAGCCUGGCGUACGUUGAGGAUUGAACGAAAGGCUGUGCUCCGACCUCCGACUCCGCGACUUUGCUUAUGCUACUUCUUCCUGUUCAGUAAAGGCUUAUCUUCACGCCUUGGAACAAAACAUGAUCCAAAGCCAUCCGAGUCUGUAGGCAUUUCAUACAGAAUUUCCGCACGCCAUCCAUCGAGAUCGAUCACUAAGAAUGCAUUCGUUGGCAUUGGUGAGAAGAUUGCCUGCGAAAGUCCCCUACACAGGCAGUUGUCUCUUCAGGCUCCCACAUAUGAUCCAGGCUAUCGCUGCAAGGCGCAGCCACUCGAUGUGGCUGAGACAUGCAGGCCAGUGAGUAGUCUAUUUAUCCCUGCAACACCAAGCAAUCCAGCCAUACAAAUCCUACAAAUAGAGUUGCACCUUUGUUCGUGCAACUCGGAUGCAGGCCGGGUCAGUUGCAGCGCCUAAACCCUCCCAAGGGCCUGCAUCACCAUCCGGGAAAUUGUGACGGCGAAGCAAUGGACUAUGCAGGCAACCAGUACCUAUAAUUGGUGCUGGUGACCCGGGCGCUAAAUCCCUGCCUACGGCGUACCCUGCCGUGUGUACAUCUGGACUGGUGGGCAUGAUGGGCGGCGAAUGGAGGGG